UCUGCUCCUUCCCGGGUCCCUGCCGCGCGCCCGCCUCAGUCCCUAGGCCUGAGGACUGGGAGGAUGGGGCUGAGCCGCUUGCCUGACUUUUGAGUGCCACCCGUAAUUACUUUUCCCGUGUGGCGCGUGGGCCGUCGCUAGAGGCUUCCCCGUGCAUCGUGCGGUUCGAUCCCCUGCGGAGUGCGGUGAGGCCUACCGGGCCGGUUCUGUCAGGGUUUGUGAUAACAUUCCCACCACCACCCCGUUGCAGCAAAGGAAAUUGAGGCUGAGGGACUGGGCCCAAGGACGGCGAGCCGUGGCCGCGCCUCCAGUCCAGGCCUCUCAGUGCUGCUCAUGGAUUAACCAGACUGAAUGGUCUAAAGGGUGAAGAGGGUACGUUUCAUUCAGAUGCUUCUGGAACGUCGAAAUUGUCUUCUUUGGAAAGAACCAUCAUCCCCUUUGGGCUUCAGAGGCCCAAAUUGAGGCGCAAUGAUGACAGGAUGUGGUGGUCUACUCUGAUGUCAAUCUUGAGGGCUAGUUCUUUUUGGAGGUGGAUAUCUGCUCAAACAGUAAGAAUUAUAAGAGCUCUGAGAGCUCAUUUCAAAGGAAUAAUGGAUGAACCGUCUCCCUUGGCCAAACCUCUGGAGCUGAACCAGCACUCCCGAUUCAUAAUUGGUUCUGUGUCUGAAGAUAACUCAGAGGAUGAGAUCAGCAACUUGGUGAAGCUGGACCUGCUAGAGGAGAAGGAGGGUUCUCUGUCACCCGCUUCUGUCGGCUCAGAUACACUCUCUGAUUUGGGAAUCUCUAGCCUGCAGGAUGGCUUGGCCUUACACAUAAGGUCCAGCAUGUCUGGAUUGCACCUAGUAAAGCAAGGCCGAGACCGAAAGAAAAUCGACUCUCAGAGAGAUUUCACUGUGGCUUCUCCAGCAGAAUUUGUUACGCGCUUUGGGGGAAAUAAAGUGAUUGAGAAGGUUCUUAUUGCCAACAAUGGCAUUGCAGCGGUGAAAUGCAUGCGGUCUAUUCGUAGGUGGUCUUAUGAAAUGUUUCGAAAUGAGCGUGCAAUCCGAUUCGUUGUCAUGGUCACCCCUGAAGACCUUAAAGCCAAUGCAGAAUACAUUAAGAUGGCAGAUCACUAUGUGCCAGUUCCUGGAGGACCAAACAACAACAACUAUGCAAAUGUGGAAUUAAUUCUUGAUAUUGCUAAAAGGAUCCCGGUACAAGCAGUAUGGGCUGGCUGGGGUCAUGCUUCUGAAAAUCCCAAGCUCCCGGAACUUCUCUUGAAAAAUGGCAUUGCCUUUAUGGGUCCUCCAAGCCAGGCCAUGUGGGCUUUGGGGGAUAAGAUUGCAUCUUCUAUAGUGGCUCAAACUGCUGGUAUCCCAACUCUUCCCUGGAGCGGUAGUGGUCUUCGUGUGGACUGGCAGGAAAAUGAUUUUUCAAAACGUAUCUUAAAUGUUCCUCAGGAACUAUAUGAAAAAGGUUAUGUGAAAGAUGUGGACGAUGGGCUGAAGGCAGCAGAGGAAGUAGGAUAUCCAGUAAUGAUCAAGGCCUCAGAAGGAGGUGGAGGGAAGGGAAUCAGAAAAGUCAAUAAUGCAGAUGACUUCCCUAACCUUUUCCGACAGGUUCAAGCUGAAGUCCCUGGAUCUCCUAUAUUUGUAAUGAGACUAGCCAAACAAUCUCGUCAUCUGGAGGUGCAGAUCCUAGCAGAUCAAUAUGGCAAUGCUAUCUCUCUGUUUGGUCGUGACUGCUCCGUACAGCGCAGGCAUCAAAAGAUUAUUGAAGAGGCACCUGCUGCUAUUGCUACUCCAGCAGUAUUUGAACAUAUGGAACAGUGUGCGGUGAAACUUGCCAAAAUGGUUGGUUAUGUGAGUGCUGGGACUGUGGAAUACCUGUACAGCCAGGAUGGCAGCUUCUACUUUCUAGAAUUGAAUCCUCGGCUACAGGUGGAGCAUCCUUGUACAGAGAUGGUGGCUGAUGUCAAUCUCCCUGCAGCACAACUCCAGAUUGCCAUGGGGAUCCCUCUAUAUAGAAUCAAAGAUAUCCGUAUGAUGUAUGGGGUAUCCCCCUGGGGCGACACUCCCGUUGAUUUUGAAAAUUCUGCUCAUGUUCCUUGCCCAAGGGGCCAUGUUAUUGCUGCUCGGAUCACUAGUGAAAAUCCAGAUGAGGGUUUUAAGCCCAGCUCAGGAACAGUUCAGGAACUAAAUUUCCGCAGCAAUAAGAACGUUUGGGGUUAUUUCAGUGUUGCUGCUGCAGGGGGACUUCAUGAAUUUGCUGAUUCUCAGUUCGGUCACUGCUUUUCCUGGGGAGAAAACAGAGAGGAAGCAAUUUCGGGUCAAGUCCUUCCUGCUCAUACGCUUCUGAAUACAGUAGAUGUUGAACUUAUCUAUGAGGGAGUGAAAUACGUGCUUAAGGUUACUCGACAGUCCCCCAACUCCUAUGUGGUGAUCAUGAAUGGCUCAUGUGUGGAAGUAGAUGUACAUCGGCUGAGUGACGGAGGACUGCUUUUGUCCUAUGAUGGCAGCAGUUACACUACGUACAUGAAGGAGGAAGUAGAUAGAUAUCGCAUCACGAUUGGUAAUAAAACCUGUGUGUUUGAGAAGGAAAAUGACCCAUCGGUGAUGCGCUCACCUUCUGCUGGGAAGUUAAUCCAGUACAUUGUGGAGGAUGGAGGUCAUGUGUUUGCUGGCCAGUGCUAUGCUGAGAUUGAGGUGAUGAAGAUGGUAAUGACUUUAACAGCUGCAGAGUCUGGCUGUAUCCAUUACAUCAAGCGGCCUGGAGCAGCUCUUGACCCUGGCUGUGUAAUAGCCAAAAUGCAGCUGGACAACCCCAGCAAGGUUCAGCAGGCUGAGCUUCACACGGGUAGUCUGCCACGGAUCCAGAGCACGGCACUUAGAGGCGAGAAGCUCCAUCGAGUGUUCCACUACGUCCUGGAUAAUCUGGUCAACAUAAUGAAUGGAUACUGCCUUCCAGAUCCUUUCUUUAGCAGCAGGGUAAAAGACUGGGUAGAGCGGUUGAUGAAGACCCUCAGAGAUCCCUCUCUUCCUCUCCUAGAAUUGCAAGAUAUCAUGACCAGUGUCUCUGGCCGUAUCCCUCCCAAUGUGGAGAAGUCUAUCAAGAAGGAAAUGGCUCAGUAUGCUAGCAACAUCACAUCAGUCCUCUGUCAGUUUCCAAGCCAACAGAUUGCCAACAUCCUAGAUAGCCAUGCAGCUACAUUGAACCGGAAAUCUGAACGGGAAGUUUUCUUCAUGAACACUCAGAGCAUUGUCCAACUGGUUCAGAGGUACCGAAGUGGCAUCCGAGGCCACAUGAAGGCCGUGGUGAUGGAUCUGCUCCGGCAGUACCUGCGAGUAGAGACACAAUUCCAGAAUGGUCACUAUGACAAAUGUGUGUUUGCCCUUCGGGAAGAGAACAAGAGUGACAUGAACACUGUACUGAACUACAUCUUCUCUCAUGCUCAAGUCACCAAGAAGAAUCUUCUGGUCACAAUGCUUAUUGAUCAGUUGUGUGGCCGGGACCCUACUCUCACUGAUGAGCUACUGAAUAUCCUCACUGAGCUAACCCAACUCAGUAAGACCACCAAUGCUAAAGUGGCGCUUCGAGCACGCCAGGUUCUUAUUGCCUCCCAUUUGCCAUCCUAUGAGCUUCGCCAUAACCAAGUCGAGUCUAUCUUCCUAUCAGCUAUUGACAUGUACGGACAUCAGUUCUGCAUUGAGAACCUACAGAAACUCAUCCUAUCUGAAACAUCUAUUUUUGAUGUCCUACCAAACUUCUUCUAUCACAGCAACCAGGUAGUGAGGAUGGCAGCUCUGGAGGUGUAUGUUCGAAGGGCUUAUAUCGCCUAUGAACUUAACAGUGUGCAGCACCGCCAGCUUAAGGACAACACCUGUGUGGUGGAAUUCCAGUUCAUGCUGCCCACAUCUCAUCCAAACAGAGGGAACAUCCCCACGCUAAACAGAAUGUCCUUCUCCUCCAACCUCAACCACUAUGGCAUGACUCAUGUAGCUAGUGUCAGCGAUGUGCUAUUGGACAACUCAUUCACUCCACCGUGUCAGCGUAUGGGCGGAAUGGUCUCUUUUCGGACUUUUGAGGAUUUUGUCAGGAUCUUCGAUGAAGUGAUGGGCUGCUUCUGUGAUUCCCCACCCCAGAGCCCCACAUUCCCUGAGGCAGGUCACACGUCGCUGUAUGAUGAAGAUAAGGUCCCCAGGGAUGAACCAAUUCACAUUCUGAAUGUGGCUAUCAAGACUGACUGUGAUAUUGAGGAUGACAGAUUAGCAGCUAUGUUCAGAGAGUUUACCCAGCAAAACAAGGCUACCCUGGUUGAGCACGGGAUCCGCCGCCUUACUUUCCUGGUUGCACAAAAGGAUUUCAGAAAACAGGUCAACUAUGAGGUGGAUCAGAGAUUCCAUAGAGAAUUCCCUAAAUUUUUCACAUUCCGAGCGAGAGAUAAGUUUGAGGAGGAUCGUAUCUAUCGUCACCUGGAGCCUGCUCUGGCUUUCCAGUUAGAGCUGAACCGGAUGAGAAAUUUUGACCUCACUGCCAUUCCGUGUGCGAAUCACAAGAUGCACCUGUAUCUCGGGGCAGCCAAAGUGGAAGUGGGCACAGAAGUGACAGACUACAGGUUCUUUGUUCGUGCUAUCAUCAGACAUUCCGAUCUGGUCACCAAGGAAGCUUCUUUUGAAUAUCUACAAAAUGAAGGGGAGCGACUCCUUCUGGAAGCCAUGGAUGAGUUGGAAGUUGCUUUUAACAAUACAAAUGUCCGCACUGACUGUAACCACAUCUUCCUCAACUUUGUGCCCACAGUCAUCAUGGACCCAUCAAAGAUUGAAGAAUCUGUGCGGAGCAUGGUAAUGCGCUAUGGAAGUCGGCUGUGGAAAUUACGCGUCCUCCAGGCAGAACUGAAAAUCAACAUUCGCCUGACACCAACUGGAAAAGCAAUUCCUAUCCGCCUCUUCCUGACAAACGAGUCUGGCUAUUACUUGGACAUCAGCCUCUACAAGGAAGUGACUGACUCCAGGACAGCCCAGAUCAUGUUUCAGGCAUAUGGAGACAAACAGGGACCACUGCAUGGAAUGUUAAUCAAUACUCCAUAUGUGACCAAAGACCUGCUUCAAUCAAAGAGGUUCCAGGCACAGUCCUUAGGGACAACAUACAUAUAUGAUAUUCCAGAGAUGUUUCGGCAGUCCCUGAUCAAACUCUGGGAGUCUAUGUCCACUCAAGUAUUCCUUCCCUCACCUCCUCUGCCAUCUGACAUACUGACAUAUACCGAGCUAGUGUUGGACGAUCAAGGUCAGCUGGUACACAUGAACAGGCUUCCAGGAGGAAAUGAGAUUGGCAUGGUAGCUUGGAAAAUGACCCUGAAAAGUCCUGAAUAUCCAGAAGGCCGAGAUAUCAUUGUUAUUGGCAAUGACAUCACAUACCGAAUUGGGUCCUUUGGGCCUCAAGAGGAUUUGUUGUUUCUCAGAGCUUCGGAACUUGCCAGGGCAGAGGGUAUUCCACGCAUUUAUGUAGCAGCCAACAGUGGAGCAAGAAUUGGACUGGCAGAAGAAAUUCGUCAUAUGUUUCAUGUGGCCUGGGUAGAUCCUGAGGAUCCUUACAAGGGAUACAAGUAUUUAUAUCUGACCCCUCAAGAUUAUAAGAGAGUCAGUGCUCUCAACUCUGUCCAUUGUGAGCACGUGGAGGAUGAAGGAGAAUCCAGGUACAAGAUAACAGAUAUUAUUGGGAAAGAAGAGGGCAUUGGAGCAGAGAACCUUCGAGGUUCUGGAAUGAUUGCUGGAGAAUCAUCAUUGGCCUAUGAUGAGAUCAUCACCAUCAGCCUGGUGACAUGCCGGGCCAUUGGGAUUGGGGCUUACCUUGUCCGGCUGGGACAGAGAACCAUCCAGGUUGAGAAUUCUCACCUAAUUCUGACAGGAGCUGGAGCUCUCAACAAAGUCCUCGGGCGGGAGGUGUACACCUCCAAUAACCAGCUUGGAGGCAUCCAGAUCAUGCACAAUAAUGGAGUGACCCACUGCACCGUUUGCGAUGACUUUGAAGGGGUUUUCACUGUCCUGUACUGGCUGUCCUACAUGCCUAAGAGCGUGCACAGUUCAGUUCCUCUUCUGAGCUCCAAGGAUCCCAUAGAUAGAAUCAUCGAGUUUGUUCCCACAAAGGCCCCAUAUGAUCCUCGAUGGAUGCUGGCAGGCCGUCCUCACCCAACCCAUAAAGGUCAGUGGUUGAGUGGAUUUUUUGACUAUGGCUCUUUCUCGGAGAUUAUGCAGCCCUGGGCACAGACGGUGGUGGUUGGUAGGGCCAGGCUAGGAGGAAUACCUGUGGGAGUCGUUGCCGUAGAAACCCGAACAGUAGAACUAAGUAUCCCAGCUGAUCCUGCAAACCUGGAUUCUGAAGCCAAGAUAAUCCAGCAAGCUGGCCAGGUUUGGUUCCCAGACUCUGCAUUUAAGACCUACCAGGCUAUCAAGGACUUCAACCGUGAAGGGCUGCCUCUGAUGGUCUUUGCCAACUGGAGAGGCUUCUCGGGUGGGAUGAAAGAUAUGUAUGACCAAGUGCUAAAGUUUGGUGCCUACAUCGUGGACAGCUUGAGGGAGUGCUCCCAGCCUGUGUUGGUUUACAUCCCUCCCCAGGCCGAGCUGCGGGGUGGCUCCUGGGUUGUGAUUGACCCCACCAUCAACCCCCGGCACAUGGAGAUGUAUGCUGAUCGAGAAAGCAGGGGAUCAGUUCUGGAGCCAGAAGGGACAGUAGAAAUCAAAUUCCGCAGAAAGGAUCUAGUGAAAACCAUGCGUCGGGUGGACCCAGUCUACAUCCGCUUGGCUGAGCGAUUGGGCACCCCAGAGCUAAGCCUAGCUGAGCGGAAGGAUCUGGAGAACAAGUUGAAGGAGCGGGAGGAAUUCCUAAUUCCCAUUUACCAUCAGGUAGCUGUGCAGUUUGCUGACUUGCACGACACACCAGGCCGGAUGCAGGAGAAGGGUGUUAUUAAUGACAUCCUUGAUUGGAAAACAUCCCGUACGUUCUUCUACUGGCGGCUAAGGCGUCUCCUGCUGGAGGAGCUGGUCAAGAAGAAAAUCCACAAUGCCAACCCCGAGCUGACCGAUGGCCAGAUCCAGGCCAUGUUAAGGCGCUGGUUUGUGGAAGUGGAAGGAACAGUGAAGGCCUAUGUUUGGGACAAUAAUAAGGAUCUUGUGGAAUGGCUGGAGAAACAGCUGACAGAGGAAGAUGGUGUUCGCUCAGUGAUAGAGGAAAACAUCAAGUGUAUCAGCAGAGACUACGUCCUCAAGCAGAUCCGCAGCUUGGUCCAGGCCAAUCCAGAGGUUGCCAUGGAUUCCAUCGUCCACAUGACCCAGCACAUCUCACCCACUCAGCGAGCAGAAGUCAUACGGAUCCUCUCCACAAUGGAUUCCCCGUCCACGUAGGAAGAGCUUCCUGCCCAUCCCCGCCCUGGCUCUGGACAAAAGGGCUAGACCUGCCUUUUACGACUGAAACCACUAUAAUAAGAAGGCACAGGAGACCCAGCA
Molecule: messenger RNA, 7478 nt
Organism: Propithecus coquereli (Coquerel's sifaka)
Lineage: Eukaryota; Metazoa; Chordata; Mammalia; Primates; Indriidae
Gene: ACACA
Product: acetyl-CoA carboxylase alpha
Exons: 54
Coding region: 480-7376 (2298 amino acids)
Biological process (GO): fatty acid biosynthetic process
Molecular function (GO): ATP binding; metal ion binding; acetyl-CoA carboxylase activity
Source: RefSeq, a predicted model, not a curated record